This is a messenger RNA of Lindgomyces ingoldianus, 852 nucleotides long. RefSeq lists its product as uncharacterized. The record is from RefSeq and is a predicted model, not a curated record. NCBI's taxonomy places the organism in Eukaryota, Fungi, Ascomycota, Dothideomycetes, Pleosporales, Lindgomycetaceae. The coding region runs from base 139 to 669 and encodes 176 amino acids. The transcript has a single exon.
CACUUACCAAGUCCCAGAACUAAGGGGCAUAUACAGCCAACAGGAAAGAAGCCCCCACCCUUCAACACGAUAGACAUUGCCAUUGUCGUCUUGCACAUUCCAAUAAAUCCACAAUCCAUCACUCUAGCCUUUUCACCAAUGUUCAAAUUUCCAACGCAUGAAUUCAAUAUCUUACCAGGGUAUCCUCACACCAUCAAUCCCAAUACCUUGGCAUUGGCAAACCCGCCAGAGAGCUUGCUCCUCAUUACCUUCUUGGGCCGCGUCAUCCAUAGCAGCGUGUUCCCUCCCUCCAACCUUGUCCACUGUCUAAUCCCAAAUAAAGAUCAGGGGGAUCGUCAGGUACGCGUCGCGUUGCGCCCCAAGACCCUGAUGAUCCAUCGCCCCCCCGAACCAAUCCAAGCGAACAAAGCUCAAGCACCCCUCAAUCCACGUCCACCCCAAGCCUCCCUACUAGCCCUUCCAUCUCUCACGCAAUCGAUCCCAGCGCAGCCCACGAGUUCGUAUUUUCUUAUUCGCAAUCUCUGUCCUCUCACUCAUGGAUGCAAUCCCCUCAUCGAGUAUAUUACAUCAAUAGGAUUCAGGAGACGAUUUAUUGAUUGGGAAAUGGACGACAUUCGCCACUCACCCCUGAUUAGUUCACAUAUGACGCCAGGGUUUCGGAAUUAUUAGUGCGCGGUUGGAUGGGGUGCCUAACGAAGUAAUGGGCACGUGGUUUUGACAGGAUUAGGAAGCCCUGAGGGAGAAAUGUCUCGAACACUCGGUUAGAUGGUGAACGAUCACCUAUGAAUCAUGUAUCCAUGGAAUGGACAUCGCAUCGCUGCAGAUCCAGAUUGGAUGCUGCAGAUACAGCGG